CGGGCCGGCCGUGUUAGUCAAUUGGCCGCAUGAGCGCGCCGUGCUAGCGCAGCGGGCGCGGGUGUGGUAUGCCCGCGCGCUCGCCAUGGCCCCCAUUCUGGCGGCCUUGGCGCUUCUCGCCCUUUUACCCGUGUCGGAACAAGGCCCGCAUGAGAAAAAGUUGCUAAACGCUUUACUAGCUUCAUACAACACACUUGAACGACCAGUCGCCAAUGAGAGCGAUCCACUCGAAGUUAAGUUCGGCCUGACGUUACAACAGAUCAUUGACGUGGAUGAGAAAAACCAAAUCCUGACGACGAACGUCUGGCUUAACUUGGAAUGGAAUGACUACAACUUAAGAUGGAAUGACAGCGACUACGGCGGAGUCAAAGACCUGAGAAUAACGCCGAAUAAAUUGUGGAAACCGGAUGUACUCAUGUAUAACAGUGCUGACGAGGGUUUUGACGGGACGUACCAGACGAAUGUGGUGGUCAGAAACAACGGCAGUUGCCUGUACGUGCCCCCGGGCAUUUUCAAGAGCACAUGCAAGAUAGACAUCACCUGGUUUCCCUUCGACGACCAACACUGUGACAUGAAGUUUGGUAGCUGGACUUACGAUGGCAACCAGUUGGAUCUGGUGCUAAAGGACGAAUCUGGAGGUGACCUUUCAGACUUCAUCACAAACGGAGAAUGGUAUUUAAUAGGGAUGCCUGGAAAAAAGAACACAAUAACAUACGCAUGUUGUCCAGAACCAUAUGUAGAUGUGACGUUUACAAUAAUGAUAAGAAGAAGGACUUUAUACUACUUCUUCAAUUUAAUAGUACCGUGUGUUCUUAUAUCUUCAAUGGCUCUUCUGGGCUUCACAUUACCACCGGAUUCAGGAGAAAAAUUAACACUCGGAGUCACUAUUCUUCUAUCGCUGACGGUGUUUCUCAACCUGGUUGCUGAGACCCUGCCGCAAGUUUCCGACGCAAUUCCCCUGUUAGGUGUUACAAUUCUCCUGUCACAAACUGUUUUCUCUCUAUUGGUGGGGCACGUCAUCACUAAAACAUCAGAGGCGAUCCCCCUGAUAGGGACGUACUUCAAUUGCAUCAUGUUCAUGGUGGCAUCGUCAGUAGUUCUAACAGUAGUAGUUUUAAACUACCACCAUCGAACUGCUGAUAUCCACGAAAUGCCACAAUGGAUAAAAACUGUGUUCCUACAAUGGCUGCCAUGGAUCUUGCGAAUGUCGAGACCAGGGAAAAAAAUAACUAGAAAAACAAUAAUGAUGUCUAAUCGGAUGCGAGAAUUAGAACUAAAGGAGCGUUCUUCCAAAUCUCUCUUAGCUAAUGUAUUAGAUAUAGAUGAUGACUUUAGACAUGUGCCUCCACCGCCGAACAGUACUGCUUCGACGGGCAACUUAGGACCCGGCUGUUCAAUAUUUAGAACGGAUUUCCGUCGAUCGUUCGUGAGGCCGUCAACGAUGGAAGACGUGGGGGGUGGUCUAAGCGGCCAUCACCGUGAAUUGCACCUCAUUCUGAGGGAACUGCAGUUCAUUACCGCACGAAUGAAGAAAGCUGAUGAAGAGGCGGAGCUGAUUAGUGACUGGAAAUUUGCUGCGAUGGUUGUUGAUAGGUUUUGUCUCUUCGUGUUCACACUAUUCACAAUCAUCGCGACAGUCGCCGUACUACUGUCAGCUCCUCAUAUCAUCGUUCAAUAACAAUAAACCUAGGUCCGAACCGCAAUUCUUCGAGAGAACUAAUCUUAGUAACUAUUCUAAUUAUAUGUACUGUUAUACUACUCAAAUACGUGGUCUAUAUACACGUAUACUAUAAUUAAGUCGAAAGACGGUAAACUAUGUCAUACAAAGCCGUAGUGAGGGUCGUAUAUUAGUAGUUUAAUAUAUCUUUAUAUAACAGCUAAGAAAUGUAAUUUCCAAUUAAGGAUUCUAAGAAAUGUUUAGUCACAGUUCUAUGAUUGGCCUUUGGAGCAAUAAAAAAAAACAUUGAAAAUAGUAAUCAAUUAAAUAAACGAUAAAAUUACUAUAGCCAUAUAGUACUCUAACGCCAAUCAGUGAGGCGAAUAUAAUAUAAAUCUGUUAUCAAAAUUCAAAGUUUCUUUAUUCAAUAAAAAGUUACAUUGGUUUAGAAGAUAUUAGAGUCCCUGAAUUAAGUCUAGGAAGUCCUUCAUCAAGGUAAAAUACCAACGGUUUAAUGAAACUGUAACCUAAUAAUUGUUACCAAUACAGUAUAAAAAGAAAAAUAGAAAAACUUAAUUAUUACUAAAAUAAAGAUAAAGACAUCAAAUGGCUAAAACUGUUAAUUAACAACCCUGAGUACGGCUGUUAGAGUGUUAAGAGCAACAUAAAACAAUUGUGAUGUUGAAUAGGAAUUAAUACAUAUUAAUGUUGAAUUGUUAAAAUGUAUAUUUCUAAACGCAUUUAAAACACCCGCUUACUAAUUAUUCGUGUUAUUAUAAAGGAAUUGUAUCUGUGGUCGACUACAGUUUAAUUAAUGGAAUUUAAUGGGAAUCAGACACUGCAAAAUGUAAAUGUGGGAACAUUGACGAUGACAUUACUUUAGAUAUAGUGUACAUAAGCUAAUAGUCGGCUAUUAGUAGAAACGUUAGCUCAAGUAGAAAGCGUAAAUGUGGGGGACUGAUUCUAAUACGAAACUGGAUCAUUCAAUAUAACAAUAUCGAAACUAACAAUAGUCUAACAGUAUUUAUAAUCAAAACAAGAUCUUAAUCGGCCCCUUGCCGGUCGUUUAAGAUUGUAAAUAGGUGGAAUCAGGUCCCAGAUUCCAUUAUAGGAAAUUGGUUAUCGGAAAAAGAUAUCCAAUUUGAAUUUGGAAUAGUGGCAUUAAGAUAACAACCAAGCACAUUAGAGACAAAAAUCAAAACUAAGUAGUAUCUUGAGAUGAAACUGGCUGAAACCUUAGAGUUUACUUAAAAUCGCAGGAUUUCAUACUCUUUGGACAUGCCCAUAGGACUUGAUUACUAUAACUUAGCGUGUAUUGUAGAUAUAAUUACAUAUAUCGAGUAUCGUAUUCUAUAUAAUAAUUCAUGGUGCAAUGAUAUACGGUGUUACAGUUUGGAAAUUCUCAUAUGGCGGGAAAAUGUAUUGUGUAAGUGUUUAUCGCAAUUGAAAAGUAUUGCCGGUAAUACCUUAUAUGAUUGUAGAAUGUAUUUUAGUCACAUUAUUAGUAUUGAAGUGUAGGACUGAGCAGAUUCUACGGCAACGCAACAAAAAUCGUGAAGAUACCACAAGCUCUAGGUUGGUUGGUUAGUCAUUUUAUAGAAAAAUAAAAAUGUAAAAAAUUUAUAUCAUUUUAACGUAAAAACCACAAUGGAUAAAGUCCCUUAUUAGAAUUUGUGUGUAAAUUUUAUUAACAUAUAUGGGGCAAACUGCAUUAUAUUUUUUUUUAUUAAUUCUUCUUAAAGUUAUUGUCUUUUUAUCUGAGCCGAAAUGGUGAAAGGUUUUCGUGAUUAACUGUAAUCGCAUAAAACCAGAUUUAUAUAGAAAAACCAUGACUUAUUCAGAUAAACAAAAGAAAUUAUUCACGUCAUGGUAUUUUGGUGCUCAGUCCUCACUGUAUCGACGUACUUUAUCUAUGUCCGUUCCUCAAUUUCGCUCUUAUAGAUGUCGUGAUAGGCUAGGUGUCGUGUCCCUCUUUAAUAGAUUAAAAUCAUUAAUUACAUAAUAAGGAAGCUCACUAAUUAGUGAAGUAAAUAGUAUAAUGUUAAAUUUUUUCAAAAUCUUUUUAUAAACGUAUUCCGUUAUAUAUUUUUCGUUUUUUCAAAGAGUUAAUGUAAUCUUUUAAGUCUUACAGUUGGUGCUGAAGGUAUAUCACGAUUAUUAUCUAUUGUGACAUAUUUUUCCUUCUUUGUACCUAUUUGUUAUUAUUUAAGAUUUUUAUAUAGUUAUUUCAAUUCUUAAAUUUUUAAACGGUACGAUAAAUAACGUGCCAAAAUUAACGUGUUAUAAAUAUCGGUUUAAGUUCGUUUGUAGGCGGUUAAAUAAAUCAUAAAUGAGAGAUUUAUAGUUAAAUUAAACGAAAUAGUGUCUUUGUUAAUUUUUAUCGUUAAUAUUGGGACAUUGGGACCCGUCAAUUGGGGAAACCAGCCAAUUUUCAAAGCUUAGUUAUUUAAUAUUCAGAGGUUGUGAAUUAUUGAGCCCGUUGACGGUGAUCCAAUGUUUGCUAAAAUGUUAAAUAUAAAAUGAGUAAAUGGAUCUAAAUUAAAAAAAAACUAAACCUACCUAGGACGAGGUAUAUUUCAAAUUUGCGUAGUUUUAUUAUUUGACAAAACUGGAUUAGUUAGGAAAUAACAGGUACUUUUAAAUAAGAAAAUAAAGCUGCCAUAUUUUAAUGCAUCAAUUACAUAGAUAGGAACUAAUAAUAAUGAAGGUCGCCGAACUUGAUAUUUUUCAUACAUUCGCUUACGCAUACCUACUUUGUCAAAAAUUUUUUGGACCAAAUCUAAUUCACAAUGCACCUAAGCACAACCGAAACUAAAUGCUUUAAACUUGAAACAGGUAUUUUGAAUUUUACUAACGCGUCAUACCUUGAAAUAUAAUACAGUCAACAGUUUUUUAUAGCAAGGAUUUUCGACUUUACUCCCGUCAAAAUAGGGGUCAAUUUUAAACAUUUUUGGUAUUUUAUCAAUCUCUAUGUAUCAAGUCAAGCAUCAAGUUACUUGUGGUCGAUCAACGCAAAGUAUUGGUCACCUAUAUUGACUGGAGUACUGAACUAUUCUGAAUUUUUAAUAUAUUUAAUCUAAGAUUUUGAAUUACCCACUACCAUAUCGUAACAAAAAGAAACACUGUGCACCUACAAAUUAUCGAUAUACGACCGAAGCCUUUUAUCUAAAACAAUUUUAUACUUUAAUUCGUUAUUCAAAAUUCUACGCAACUUUACAAUUUAGAAAACGAUCGCGUUCCUUGAUUAUGAUUGGUGAUUGGCUGUUGACCAAUCACAAUCAAGCGACGCAAUCCACAAAUAUUAUUAAACGUGUAUUUUAUUAGAAAAACUUCGGUUACAUUCACAUUCAAAUAUAGAACUGCUCUCGAUAAACAGCCUUCCAAGGAUGUGACGUCAUUGAAAAAUUGGUCCGAAGACGUUUCACAGUAUAUUUAACCAAUUAUAUCGAAGAACGUCAUAUUGAAUGGACAGCUGAUAAUGGAUAGAGAGCUUUAAUCUUAAACAUUGUUAAGCCCGAUACUAUCUUCCUUUCAACCCUACACAAAGCCUAUUCGAGCCUUUUGUAGGCAUUGUAAGCUUAUUCAACUAUUUUCUUGUAAGAUAUUGCUUUGCUAUGUACAAUAAAAUCAGAUGUAAAGAUAUUUUUAAUAAUUGUGUUAGAUUUUGUAUAACUUUUAUUUAAAUUGUAAUAUACGAUCGCUUAGAUUCACAUGUUUAACUAAAUAUUGUUUUAUAUUACAUAAAUCCACUUCUUGUAACUUAUAGUUUCAUGAAUAAAUCAGACAUACAAAGCAAUGUUCGCUAUAACAUUGUUUCAUAAAGUAAAUUCCGAGAGAUUCAGGUUAUUUUCAAUAGAAAUAUAAUUUGUUUAAAAAUGUUUAAGUAGAUAUCGGGAAGUGGAUUUACCGUAGUCUCGCAUCACAUUUGCGUACGGCUAAACUCAUGAAUUUUCAUAAUUACCAUGCGUUUAAUUUAUAAAACUUCAUAGACGUACCACGCUUCUUACAUAAAAUAUUUUUCUCAUUCCGAGUUGUGUUCCUGUGGUAAAUAGUCAAAAUAAUUAAAAAAAAUAUUAAUAUGACUGCAGCUAAGAUAAACCGACUAAUGUAAGUUUGUAAAGAAGCCCCUAUGGAGGCAUUUGUAAUAGAUGUCACUAAAUAAAAUGAAUAAAUUUGUAAAAAAUAUUUAAAAAACAACGGGUAAUACGGUUAUUCGUAAAAUUAUCGUAAGUAGGAGUCGAUUUGUAUUAAACUAAAAUUAAAGCAA
Molecule: messenger RNA, 5924 nt
Organism: Pieris rapae (cabbage white)
Lineage: Eukaryota; Metazoa; Arthropoda; Insecta; Lepidoptera; Pieridae
Gene: nAChRalpha6
Product: neuronal acetylcholine receptor subunit alpha-7
Exons: 13
Coding region: 86-1678 (530 amino acids)
Biological process (GO): regulation of membrane potential; signal transduction; monoatomic ion transmembrane transport
Cellular component (GO): neuron projection; synapse; postsynaptic membrane
Molecular function (GO): acetylcholine-gated monoatomic cation-selective channel activity; transmembrane signaling receptor activity
Source: RefSeq, a predicted model, not a curated record